Molecule: messenger RNA, 5526 nt
Organism: Chilo suppressalis (striped riceborer)
Lineage: Eukaryota; Metazoa; Arthropoda; Insecta; Lepidoptera; Crambidae
Source: the annotation of a GenBank genome assembly
CCGACACUAGGACGUCGCCGGCCGUCCGUAUUACAACUGCGUGCACUCCAUUCAGAAUAAUAACAUCAAAAGUUGAUCUCUUCAGUCGCAUUGUGACAGAAAGUGUAGUGAAUCUGCUAAGAAAGUAGAAAAGGCUCCGUUUUCACAAGUGACUUUACAAUAGUUGAACGUAUUUUCGCUAAAAUUCCGACGAUUUUGCGGGCAGUUCUUGUUGUGUGGCGAAAUUGUUUUGUUUCCACCGGCAUGCCUGAUCGCUGUCUGUAGAGAUUUUGUAGUAAAUCCAACACUAUGCCUGUCUGCAUAUGCCUAUAAUCUAUCACAGAUUUCAUCAUAAUAGUGAACAUGAUGGAGUAAAGAGUGAGGAUGCGGUGGUUUAAGAAGGGCGAGCCGCCGCGGCUGCUCACCGUCUCACCUGAAGCAGAGUCAAGAUCAACGCGAAGAUCAAGAGUUGAUGAGUCACCGGUCCGGUACCCUCAAAGAAAAAGUAGCAGCAGCUCGGUAGAAACAAAUUUUUAUAACCUGAAUGACCAAAUCAUAAUAGUCGAGAAAUCACCACAUCGAUUUCAUCGAGGUAGCGAGGCUCCAGUGACUCGGCGCAUAUCGCUUCAAAACGGUCCCACCACACCUCAUGAUGGCUGUAAUGUGUCACGGAAAAACCGCGGUGGCUCAUUGGAGAAAGAAUAUACGAUAUACCGGGAAAAGCGAAACCCGUUACUUGACAAGGUAAAGAACACUAAAUUGUCAUGUUUCAAAUCUAACGGACCCCUAAGACACGCAGACGAUACAGCCUCUACAUCAGGAAGUGAUUGCAGCGGUUUCGGUCAUGUUGAAGACUCUAACCACGGUCGUCACACAAACUAUGCUGAGAGCCACUUGGAGAUUGAAAAUCAAAAUCCUUGGGUGAAAAUGCCAAAUUACGAUGAUGAUGUAUUUUUUGCCAAAAGUAUAACUAGUCCUGUCGAUAACCAAUGGAGAGAAGGAAAAUUAUUUACCAAUAGAGGCACACGGUGCUAUAGUUCUGGUUCAGAGUGCGAUCGUUACCACCCAAUACCGAAGGCAGGUGCAAAAUUAUCUAAGUCAAGUGAUCAAAUCUUUAAUGAUGAUUAUGAACCGUACGAUGACGUGCCCUUAGCUUUGAAGUCUCAAAAUAAGACUGAUAAAUAUAAGAAUUAUAAAAAUGAAAAAGAUACCAUUGGCCCGAGUUCUUGUCUUUCGGCUAAACUUAGAGCAAUGUCAGAUCGUUAUUUGAAAUCAUCUACAAAUAAAUUUCUAUCAAAAUUAUAUAAGCCGAAUGGUGAGAACGAAGAGGAAGUAAGUGGUAGUAACGAUAACAUUUUGAAAUCAAGUAGUACUAAGAGUCGAAAAAGAAGAGGUGGGGUUAAAGCAAAAUUACGAAGCUUUUCUUAUGGCGCAUUACCAGGCUUAGAUGAGUUUCAAAAAGGUCACAAUUCAGUUUUCCAUGAUGAUGUUUAUCAAGUGUCAUGUGAUGAUGAAAAUGUUUUAAUACAAGACUGCGAAGAUGCUGAUUCUGGUAUACUAGUCAACGAAUCGGCAGCUUCAUCUAUUUUUGACAGUGAUAGAAUAUCUUCACGCUGUGAAAGUUCGGCAUCGUAUAAUCCUAUCUUUCCGUGUCAUGCUAGAAGCGUAUCCAGUGAUCAAAGUUAUUCUCAUAAACCAAGAUCAUCUGGUAGAAUGAGUAGAGAAAGAAGUAACCAUCCAAAACCUAGACCACGUCAAACCCAAAGAGCAUUAUCGUUAGAUCGGAAAGAAAUCCUUAGGCGUAUGCCAAAGAACAAUGAUGAUUAUGCAGAACCGCAAUAUUUACAACUUACGGAAAAGCAAAAGAUGCGACAGCGGGAUAUAAGUUUAGGAGACUCGGGUAUUCCCCCUAUUCCUCCGUGUAGGAAACCAUCAAGAGGAAAGAAAGUUGAGAAAUCCGAAUUCAAGGUUGUUCGAAUAAUAAGGAAGAAUCCAUCCGAUGAAUUAGGUAUAUUUAUUGCGAAAACAAAAUUAUCCGAUGAAGGUCACAUAGGCUAUUUAGUGGCUCACGUUGUGCCUGGCGGCUUAGCGGAAAAGGAAGGUACGUUGCGCAUUGGUGAUGAGCUUUUGAAUGUAAAUGGCCGCAGGCUUCGUGACCUCACAAUGGCAGAAGCAAAGGACGCACUGAAAUCUGGUUCAUCAGAAAUCGACAUCGUGAUCUGUAGGCAACGGGAAAAAAACACGGAUAGUAGGCAAAGAGAACCGUCACAGCGCAGUAUUAACCUCAUGCGCGAAAGUUCUGUUGAUUACGAAAACGCAAUAAUAUUAGGAAAGGAAAAACGCGUUGAUAAAUAUGACGUCAGGAUAGACCGGCGGUCGCAGGAUGAGUCGGCGUGUAAUCGCAGCCCGCUAUCAGCUGCGGACGAGCCGGCCGACAGCACGUCGCAUGCGCACUCGCACUUCCUCAAGGGCCAGAACGCGAGCUAUAGCAGCAUGAACAACAAGUUGUUGCGCCGACAAGUCGUGAGUUACGGCGGUGCAAACAAGGACGGCUUGGUUCUUAGUUGCGCGGGAAACGUGGUAGACGUGGACGUCCCGGACGGUGCGGAACGGUACAAGGACGGACAGGACACUGAAAAUGAUAUACAAACACCAAACGCAGCAAACUUUUGCACACUCCCGAGAAAACCACGAGCGCCGACCCACAGCUACCACACGAUUACGUUCGAGAAAGGACAUGGGAAGAAACCGCUCGGAUUCACUAUCGUCGGUGGACGUGACUCUCCCCGGGGACCACUUGGCAUUUUCAUUAAAAGCAUCCUUCCACAAGGGCAAGCUAUUGAUGAUGGCAGACUUAAAGCAGGAGACGAAGUUCUAGCGGUAAACGGACAGGCAUGUCACGAGCUGGCGCAUGUGCAAGCUUUAGCGUUAUUCAAAUCUGUAAGAAGCGGCCCUAUAGAACUAAGAGUUUGUCGGAGAGUGAAGAAUACUCAAUCAACCAAAGCCAAAUCCUGCACUGAUCUACUCAACGACGAAGAAUAAACACUAUAUUAUCAUGUGAAGUCGUAGUAUAUUAUGAUGUUUACUGAUAUUGCAUGUUGACUAUUCUUAAUUUGAUGGAAGAUGAUUCAAAAAUCUCAAAGUAAAAACCUAUAAAUUAGGUUUUUCUUGGAGGUUUUAAAGCAUUAUUUCAUUCUUCAAAUUUAUAAAAAUAUGUAAUUUGCAAACACGAGCUGGCGAUCGAUUUAUUGGUUUAAAAAUAAUGUACCUAAAUUUAAUUAAUGUUUGUAAUUUAAUUAAAAACAUACAAUCUCCAUAUCGUUUGUGUCGGUCAAAUAUGUUAUGUACUUAAUUAAAAUAAAUUAUAAAUUUUAAUUAAAUGAACGGAAAGUUUGUGUAAUAAAAUACAACAAAAGCAUUGCCGACCAUAAAUUAAUGUAAGAUAAAAGCCUUUAUAAAGGAAUCAUCUAUUUGUGCUCUUCACCGUAAAGUGGUUUUUUAUACCAGACUUAAAUAUAAUUUCUAUGUGCCAUUUUAAUUCUAUAAAAAUAUUUAUUUCUUCAUAUUAAAAUCUCCAUCUGGAAAGUCGAUCAUAUGCUCUGUACCUGACUGUGAAUCCAUUUCAUUUAGCUAUUUCUUUUUGUAUUGAAGCUCAAAACUUAGUGCACGACUUAAAUGAUAAAUUCCAAAGAUAAGAAUUAGAUAAUAAGGUAUUUUAUCAGCACGAAAACUGAUAUAAAUGUUAGUUAUUAGUAAUCACUAAGUACGUAGAAAGUGUAUAGAUAGUUUCGAAUGCUCUUAUCGUUAUUAUUAAAAGUCUGCAAUUAUGUUACAUAUAAUAUUUCAUGAUCAAAUAAUUUUAUUUAUAAAUAUUCCUUAACUAGAUAUGAUGGUCGUCAAUAAUAAUAAAAUAUAAAAAUAAUAUCUUGUAAGAAAAUUUUAAAAGCACAUUUUGUAGUUAAUACCAUCGCAAUGAAGAUAUGUAUUUUUAUUAAAAUUUGAAAAUAUUAUGUAUUUGUGCAAUAAAAUUACAUUUUUCCCUAUAUAAACUUAAGCAAAGAUCUGUUUACUGUGAUACUAUUUGAUGUAUUCAUUGAAAUAUAAUAUUUACGUUAAGUAUUUUGACUUUAUAUAGUUAGGGAUGGUACAUACCUAUUCUUUAAUACCCACAUUAUAGAAAGCGACAAUAUUUAUUUCUUCAAGUUUACAGAGAUCAAUAACAUGGUGUUGCUGUUUUUUUCAAAAUUUUCAUCUGACACGACAAGAAUCUCUUUAGGCGUCAUCAAAUUUGCAGCGCGGAGGCAGCACAGUUUCAGCGCUGCGACGGCGCUGCUUUGUAAAUCCAUAUAAAUAACAAACCCACGAUUGCAGUGCUACACCCGCAUUGCGGCCGCACAUCAGUUCAUCACUACCAUCACUUACGAUUCUCAAACUUAGCAAUUUGCGGCAAAUUUAAAACCGCCCUGAGAUUAACUAGGUCAUAUCCAUUACUAUUUUCAUAUAACUCAAUCCUUAUCUAUCGUUUGCAAAAGCUUCUUGGGUAAGAACGAGAAAGAUGUUUUAAAAGUGUAGCUGUAGAUUAACGAAUGUUCAAGUGAGACAUCGGUACUCUUGAAACGUUUCAUAUUUAAAUAUUUUUGGCUCAAAGUACGGUGCUUAAAGCGAAGCAGAACCAGCGGCUUCUACAAACAAAAUUAAAACGAAGAGAUGUUCAGCCAUUCGAUUGUUUGUAUUACCAUCUAUAGAGAAACAAAGUCCAUUGAGCAUUUUUCACAUCAUUCAGAGACGACGAACUUCGUCUGAUCGUCGUUUAUAUUUUUGUAUUAGACUCUAAAUAUUUACCCAGAUAUGGCGGUAUGGCUCUCUUUAACAAUCGCUUUAACAAUAUUAAAAGCAGGGAUGUUAUGGAUAUCAGGUUUGAUAGUCGAUAUCGAUGUACCUCUUUAAAAAGUUUUUAUUUUAUUGCGAAUAACUGAAAGUUUAGUUUACCUGUAUUUACGAAGCACUUUUCUAUAAUAUCUCUGUCAAAACAAAGCAAAAAUUUAAUGAGUGUUGAACGCAGAACUUCAUAGCAAAAAAAGUACUCUUAUUAUGAGUAAGUACUUAUUUUCGAGUCAAUCUUAUCUUUGUAAUACUUUUUUGUCACAAUGUAGGUAGUACCGACCUAAUUUGUCCUAAGCUUUUAAACACACGAAUAUUUUUGGAUACAUGUAUAAUGUUUGUAGGUGUAUCAAAUUGUUUAUUCCUUUUAUCUUUCCAGUGAUAGAUAUUUUCAGAUUACCUUUUAUAAUUUCCGUUUUUACGAUCUUUCUUAAAACUUAACCAUAUUGUAUCCAACCACGUAAUUUCAGAUUGACAUUUAAAGAAGAUAAAUAAUGUAUAGAAAAAUAAUUACUCGUGUUUUAACGAGUGAUCUGUAUAAAAUAUGUAAUUAAAUGAGUUAUUGUUAAAUCUAUUUUUAAUUAAUGGUUUUACUAUACAUAUCAUUUAUUAUAAUAGCGUAAACAAGAAUUGUCAUAAUGUUUGUUUAAUGUUGCAAAAUAAAAU